Molecule: messenger RNA, 1577 nt
Organism: Tripterygium wilfordii
Lineage: Eukaryota; Viridiplantae; Streptophyta; Magnoliopsida; Celastrales; Celastraceae
Product: transcription factor bHLH10-like
Exons: 4
Coding region: 233-1393 (386 amino acids)
Biological process (GO): regulation of DNA-templated transcription; anther wall tapetum development
Molecular function (GO): protein dimerization activity
Source: RefSeq, a predicted model, not a curated record
UUUCCAGUCUUUGCUCUUUCUUCUCCUCCUCUUCCCCUUGACAGUCUGUACGUAUAUAUAUAUAUAUACACACACACACACAUACACACAGGCAUUUCAAAACCCUAACCUUCAUCUGUCGCUUUCUCUUUCUCUGGACUGUUCUCCAACUUCCCUUCCGAAUCUUGGUUUCUUGGGUUUGGUCUUGCAAUCUUGUGUGCUGUGACAGGAAGACUCAAAUAGGUCCAAAAAAAUGUAUGAGGAGAUAGGUUUCUUUGAUCCCAACACCAUGGCUCAAGUUACAGAUGAUGGGUUUUCUCACCUCCCACCACCACCACAACCAGUGACUGAUACCGAUGCUGCUGCCAUUGAAAUCCACCUUCAACAGCAACUGGCCUUCUCCAAUGAGAUUCAUAAUACCCAGAAUCAGAACCAGAUUUAUGAUCAGUCUAACCCCAACUGGGUUCAUGAAAUUGAGAUGCAAGACAUGGGUUUCAUCAAUCCUGACCACCCAAUGCUCCAAAUUGAACACAACAACAAUUACAAUCAGUCUUCAAUCCCAGAAACUCAAACCCCAGAAAUCCUCAACCUGUUCCAUCACUUGUCUAAUGCAUCGUCAUAUGACCCACUAUACCAUCUGCAGCCUCCGUUGUUCACAGAGUUGUUUCAGUCUCUACCCCAUGGCGGCUACAGUUUGCCUGGCUCAUUGUUUGGGGGAACAGGGGUUGAUCAGGAUCAGAGAGUUCAGCACGAUACAGGGGACGGCUCGGUUCUUGAGUUCAAUGCAGGGGAAAUGCCUUGUGUAGGUAAGCGAAGGGGAGCAACUGGAAAGAAAAACGUCGUCACUGAACGCGAUAGGAGAGAAAUCCUGAACCACAAGUACACUGCCUUGAGGAGCUUGGUUCCCAACCCAACUAAGGUUGAUCGAGCAUCGGUCGUGGGAGAUGCAAUUGAGUAUAUCAAAGUGCUUGUAAGAACUGUCAAUGAGCUCAAGUUACUAGUAGAGAAGAAGAGAUGUAGCAGAGAGAGGACCAAGAGGCACAAGACCGAAGACGAUCCCGCUGGUUAUGUAGAGAGCUGUAACAUGAAGCCUCUUGCUGGUGAUGGGUUCUUAAGAAGCUCCAGGCUUCAGAGAAAAUUCAGAGAGACGGAGGUCGAUGUUUGUAUCAUUGAUGAUGAGGUCACAAUCAAGCUUGUUCAGGGAAAGAUCAAUUGCUUGUUGUUGGUGUCCAAGGUCCUUGAUGAGCUUCAGCUGGACAUUCACCAUGUUGCAGGAGGCCAUAUUGGUGAUUAUUACAGUUUUCUCUUCAACACCAAGAUAUGUGAGGGUUCUUAUGUGUAUGCCAAUGCUAUAGCUAACAAACUCAUUGAGGUAGUGGACAGACAGUAUGCAGCCAUUCCACCAACCAAAUAGUUUAUUAGGUUGUAUUAGUCUUUCUGGUUCUGAGUCUUCUACCUGUUUCAGUUAAGAAUAUAGAGUAUGUUUAGACAUUUAUUGCUGUUCAUUCUGCUUCUUAAUUUAGACAUGCUUCAAAAGAUUUGCUAUCUCAGUUUGGUAGCAUUUCCUUAUCUGCUAUGGCAUUUGAGUUGAAUGUGAA